ACUCGCCUGGAUGCUACUGUCUUCAGGUUUUCAUUGGUUGCCUCCAGCCGAGCCCCUCGUAACGCUGGUAACAGCGCCCGCCCACAAGUUGCCAGGCUACGAUUGGUCGGCGCGCCAAAGACUGAGAGCGAACGCCUCAGGGCAUUGGCCUGAGUCACGGCGAAUCUGGCGCCGCGGUUGGUGAACCUAGAGGUCAGUCAGAGUCAGAGGCAGGGUCAAAUAGGGAGAAAUGGCGACGGAGCCAAGCCGUGGGCCCCUCUUUGGAACAAGAUCUGGGUACGUUAGUCCAGCCUCCAGCCUCAACAUAGUUGGAGCUUGAGAGGCUGGGAGCCUUCUGUCCAGCAGCCUCAGAGAGAAAAUACUGGGACCUUGGCAUCUAGACAUCUCCCAUCCCCCCCAUGGCCCUGGCAAUGCUGAAUGAGCUCCUGAUUGAGGACCCAAGCCCACCUCUGCUGUUCUAUCAGGUUAGCAAGACUGCCCAGUUUGAUACCCUCCACUAUCAGAGCUGCUUCAUGCAGAGUGUCUUUGCCCACUUUCCUGAGAUCUUAUUUGUCCACCGGACCUAUAACCCAAGGGGCAAGGUGCUAUAUACUUUCCUGGUGGAUGGACCUCGGGUGCAGCUGGAGGAUCAUCUUACCCGGGCAGUCUACUUCGCCAUUCCUGCCAAGGAGGAUGCUGAGGGCUUGGCCCACAUGUUCCAGGUGUUCAAGAAGUUUAACCCAGCAUGGGAGAGAGUCUGUACCAUCCUGGUGGAUCCCCAUUUCCUCCCAGUGCCCACCCUUGCUAUGGAGUUCCCCGCAGCUGAGGUCCUGCUCUCCGCCUUCCACAUCUGUAAGUUCCUCCAGGGCAAGUUCUACCAGCUGUCCCUAGACCAGCCAGUGGAGAGGGCGCUCCUGAGCUCCCUGCAGAGCACAAUGUGCUCGGCCACAGCAGGAAACCUGAGGAAGCUGCAUACGCUCCUGAGCACCUGCAUCCCACCAGCCCAGCUGCCCGAGCUGCACUCGCACUGGCUGCUCAAUGACCGCAUCUGGCUGGCCCACCGCUGGAGAAGCACAGCCGAGAGCAGCCGCUACUUCCAGGGCCUGGAGGUCACCACCUGCAUCCUCAGCCAGUUCUUUGGCACCACCCCAUCUGCGGAAAAAGGCCUGACCGCGCUGCUACGAUACAUGCAGCACAACUCUGGGGACCAGGCAAGUUUCAGCCUGGGCCUGAGUCCCCAGAGCGAUCACACCCCCUCAGACGUCAGCGCCGAAAGCCCCAAAGUGGAGCAGUUGGUAGAAGCCCGUAUCCAGCACUCCCUUCAUGCCAUCUGCACGGGGCCAGCAGCGCAGCUUUGCCUGGGUGAGCUGGCCGUGGUCCAGAAAUCCAUGCACCUCAUUGGCUCUGGCUCAGAAAAGGUGAACAUACAGAUCCUGGAGGACACCCACAGGGUGCAGCCCCAGCCCCCGGCCAGCUGCAGCUGCUACUUUAACCAGGCCUUUCACCUGCCCUGCCGCCACAUCCUUGCCAUGCUCAGUGCCCGCCGCCAGGUGCUUCAGCCCGACAUGCUGCCAGCUCAGUGGACGGCAGGCUGUGCUGCCAGUCUCAGUGACAUCCUGGGCAGCGCGUGGAGUGAGACCCUGGAUAAGCACUUGGCCGUGGCCCUCCUCACGGAGGAGGUGGGUCAGCUCCUGCAGCACUGCAGCCAAGAGGAGUUUGAACGGCGGUACAGCACCCUGCGGGAGCUGGCUGACAGCUGGAUCGGCCCUUACGAGCAGGUCCAGCUCUGAUCCCCUCCGUGCCCAGAGGUGCUCAUACACUUUCCCGCUGUUGUACUUCCACGGUCUCUCCUUCCAGGGAAGAAGGACCAAGGCCUUUUAUCCCGCUGCAGCCUGCUACCCAAAAAGUGUCUAGUUCCUUAAUACAGGAGGCAGCAAACAUUUCUUGUAUAGGGCCCAAGGAUAAAUCGUCUAGACUUUGCUGGCCA
Messenger RNA from Phacochoerus africanus (Common warthog), 1966 nucleotides. It is a transcript of the gene ZSWIM1, whose product is annotated as zinc finger SWIM-type containing 1. The transcript has 2 exons. The record is from RefSeq and is a predicted model, not a curated record. Bases 399 to 1769 code for a protein of 456 amino acids. Lineage: Eukaryota; Metazoa; Chordata; Mammalia; Artiodactyla; Suidae. Gene Ontology annotation, molecular function: zinc ion binding.